This is a messenger RNA of Pseudophryne corroboree (corroboree frog), 1814 nucleotides long. It is a transcript of the gene PCMT1, whose product is annotated as protein-L-isoaspartate (D-aspartate) O-methyltransferase. The transcript is spliced from 8 exons. Gene Ontology annotation, molecular function: protein-L-isoaspartate (D-aspartate) O-methyltransferase activity. Gene Ontology annotation, cellular component: cytoplasm. The record is from RefSeq and is a predicted model, not a curated record. Bases 16 to 927 code for a protein of 303 amino acids. Lineage: Eukaryota; Metazoa; Chordata; Amphibia; Anura; Myobatrachidae. Gene Ontology annotation, biological process: protein modification process.
GAGACCUGGGAGUCAAUGCCCGCGCUGGGCGUGGCCGGGAACGUGUCGUGUGUGACGGCGCUGGGCGUGAACACCCGUCUCCCCCUCGGCCCCGAGCCCGUACGUGGCCCCGCCCUCUCUCCCCCCGGCGGGCCAGCGGAUGACGUCUCCUUGCUGGAGGUGUUGGGUUUCCUGGGCAAACUGCUGGGCGCAGUCGCCGCGCUGAAAGCAGCAGAGUACCUGCUCCGUGCACUGUGUGCGGUCAUGGCCUGGAAGUCAGGGGGAGCCAACCAUGCCGAGCUGGUCGGCAACCUGCGCAAAAAUGGAAUUAUAAAGUCAGACAAAGUAUUUGAAGUCAUGUUGGCAACUGAUCGCAGACAUUAUGCAAAAUGCAAUCCUUAUAUGGACUCUCCUCAAUCAAUAGGUUAUCAAGCAACAAUUAGUGCUCCACAUAUGCAUGCGUAUGCAUUAGAACUGCUCCAUGAUCAGUUACACGAUGGUGCCAAAGCUCUAGAUGUAGGAUCUGGAAGUGGAAUUCUGUCUGCCUGUUUUUCAAGAAUGGUUGGAGCCAAGGGUCAUGUAGUAGGAAUUGACCAUAUCAAGGAAUUAGUUGAUGAUUCUAUAAAUAAUGUGAAAAAAGAUGACCCAACAUUGUUGUCUUCAGGUCGAGUGAAAUUGUUAGUUGGAGAUGGACGAAUGGGUCUUACUGAAGAAGCUCCUUAUGAUGCUAUUCACGUGGGAGCAGCAGCACCUGUUGUGCCACAAGCUCUUAUAGAUCAGCUUAAACCUGGAGGCAGGCUAAUACUACCUGUUGGUCCCGCUGGAGGAAACCAAAUGUUGGAGCAAUAUGAUAAAUUAGAAGAUGGAAGUGUCAAAAUGAAACCUCUGAUGGGGGUGAUCUAUGUGCCUUUAACAGACAAAGAAAAGCAAUGGUCAAGGUGGAAGUGAUUUUCUGUCCCACUCUUUCUCCUUCCAAACACACACAAGGUGAAAGGGAUGAAUUAUAAUGGCUUCGUCACUCCAAUCCAAACAUAGUAUUAUGGCGUGGUGCUGUACCGCACUCGCCAAAGCUUUUUCUUCAAACUCCACAGUGCAGCUUGUUUUCAAUUUUGUUACCCUGCUAAAAAAAAAAAAAAGAGAGAAAAAAAAAGGCAUGAAUGUGUUUUUCUUUUUUGGCUUUUAAGAAAAAUGUAAACUGUGCAAAUGUAACUUAAAAACUUUCAUCUGAGCAUUUUUUUUAUGCAUUUGCGAACAGAGUGCUUGACUUACUCUGUGCUGAUAAAUCACAUUUGAAACUGCACAUAUUUUGUUUUAAUCUCAUAAUACAUUAAAUUGCAAUGUUAAACAUCAAUGUUAAAUUUGAGAAUGGUUACCAAAUGACACUAUAAUACAUAUGCACACACACACACACACACACACAACGUUUCUGCUAAAUGCUGCUAAAAUGAUAGAACCGAGCUUCCUUCUGAGAGCUUUAUUAUUCACGUGUCAUAGAAUAGCAUGUGGAUGCAGUCAGCAGCUUUAUCAUACUACCAGGAAACGUGUUUGUCUUUUAUUGUCCCUGUGCUCGCAGGUCAUGAAGUCCAGGAGUCUUCAGUGCAUCAGCUAAAGCUGUAGACAAUUGAAUGAUGCUGUUCAGAUUGAACAUUUUAAGAAAUAGUUUUCAUUGUCUUUCAGAAAGGUAAUGAUUGGCAGCUUAUGCUACAUCCAAGCUUUUCCUGUUACUACAGUUUAUACUUCACUGCUAUGUACAACACGUGCUGUGUAAGCCAUGUUCUUGCAAGCGGACAGUUUAUGCAGUUACGCUUUGCCAAAUAAAUUCUAAAACAAAAGAA